AUGUGCUUUGGUCUGUCAGAAGUGAGUAAACAUCGAUUGAUCAUAGUGGACUAUGGCUUAGCUAGACGGUUUCGGAAUGCAAAUGGUCAGUUGAGGCCGUUGCGUGAGGGUUGUGGAUUUCGGGGAACGACCAUCUAUGCAUCGUUACGAUCACAUGAAGGCAUGGAUUUGGGACCGGCUGAUGAUCUGAUAAGUCUUUAUUACUCAGGCAUUGAAAUGGUUCGUGGAGCAGUACCCUGGAAACAUGCGCUACAUACGGCUGAAGUUAAAUUGUCGAAGUUCCGUAUGGUU
This is a messenger RNA of Anisakis simplex (herring worm), 291 nucleotides long. The record is from the annotation of a GenBank genome assembly. NCBI's taxonomy places the organism in Eukaryota, Metazoa, Nematoda, Chromadorea, Rhabditida, Anisakidae.